This is a messenger RNA of Hipposideros armiger (great roundleaf bat), 6873 nucleotides long. It is a transcript of the gene KNDC1, whose product is annotated as kinase non-catalytic C-lobe domain containing 1. Gene Ontology annotation, cellular component: guanyl-nucleotide exchange factor complex; neuronal cell body; dendrite. Lineage: Eukaryota; Metazoa; Chordata; Mammalia; Chiroptera; Hipposideridae. Gene Ontology annotation, molecular function: guanyl-nucleotide exchange factor activity. The coding region runs from base 1 to 5364 and encodes 1787 amino acids. Gene Ontology annotation, biological process: regulation of dendrite morphogenesis; small GTPase-mediated signal transduction. The transcript has 31 exons. The record is from RefSeq and is a predicted model, not a curated record.
AUGCCCGCCGUGAGCCUGGCCGGAGAGGCUGUGGGGACAGGGCUGGCUGGGGUGCAGGGCGCCCGAGCGCACCAGCGUGAGGCCGCGGGAGAGCCGAGGCGCGGCGGCCCGGAGGCUCCUGCCCGACGCGGAGCGCGGAGGCCCGGCGGGGACCGAGUGCGCGGCGCCGCGCGCCCCAGGACGCAGGCCAUGGACCCCGCCGCGGCGGAUCUGUUCGAGGACCGCAAGGACCUCGACUUCUACGACUUCGAGCCGCUCCCCACUCUGCCCGAGGACGAGGAGAACGUGUCCCUGGCCGACAUCCUCUCCCUGCGGGACAGCGGCCUCAGCGAGCAGGAGGCCUGGGCGGUGUGCCUGGAGUGCAGCCUGUCCAUGCGCAGCGUCGCGCACUCGGCUAUCUUCCACACGCUCUGCAUCACGCCGGACACGCUGGCUUUCAACACCAGCGGGAACGUGUGCUUCAUGGAGCAGCUCAGCGAUGACCCCGAGGGAGCCUUCGUCCCCCCGGAGUUUGAUGUGACUGGGAACACCUUUGAGGCUCACAUCUACUCUCUGGGGGCCACGCUGAAGGCGGCCCUCGAGUACGUGGCGGAGCCGGAACCCAGGCUGAGCCAGGACCUGGAGCUGCUGCUGCGCCAGAUGCAGGCGGAGGACCCGGGGGACCGGCCAGACCUCGAGAGCGUCAUUGCGCUGUGCGAGGAGAAGGUGCCGUCGUCCUGCCGCCUGUGCCGCAGCCUCUCAGCCGUGGGGAGAAGGGUGCUGUCCAUCGAGUCCUUUGGAGCCUUCCCAGAUGUCAGUGACAGCGCCUGGAGGGGGAGACUUGCUCCAAGAAGUGUGGGGCCCAAGAGGCAGCCUGGGUACAGCGCUGAUGCAGAGGCCCCUCCUGCCCCCAAAGGCCCAGAGCACCCCAGGACCCCAACUUCCAAGUCUCUGCUGUCAGCCCCUGUGAAAAACGGCGAGAGUUCCAGCCUGGAGGGGCUGGCCAGCCUUUUCCUGGAUGCCCCACGCCCCGUGGAGAGGGGCCGCCUGAGGAAAGUGCAGACGGUCCCCAGGCUCCUGCCCGAAGGCCCUGAGGCCAGCACCCUCUGCCUGUCGCUGACCACUGUGAAAAACCAGUUGCCCACUUCCAAAUUCUUCCCUCCAGACCCCAGGAAGGCCUUUCCUGAGGGGAAAAAUGGACUUUUCGGCUUCAAGGCCCCGCCCAGGUCCAGGCUGUGGCAGGAGCCGGAGCCUGAGCUCCCGCGGGAAGGGCCUCAAAGCGUGGGCCACAGUGGGGACGGGGCCACUGGGGUGCCCGGCCAGGGCCCUGUGGAGGGAAGCCCCCCACCCCAUUCUGAACACCUUCAAGAUGCUGGCCGAGACUCCGGGAGAUUCGGGGCUGAAGAACGGAUUCCAGGAGGAGCUGGAGAGCCGGAAAGUGCAGCCGUGGAGCAGGGCGUCUCCCUGCAGGACCUCUUGUCAAAGCUGGGCCGGCCCUUCAGGGAGUACGAGCUGUGGGCGCUGUCCCACGCCUGCCUCAGCACCCUGCGCACGCACCGCCAGCACCCAGCCUACCUGUGUCCGGACUCCGUGCUGGUGGCUGAGGACGGGACUGUGCUCUUCGAGCUGCCCCCUGUCAAUGGCACUUACAACAACUUCUUCGUGGCUCCCGAGGUUGCAGAGCAAAAGCUGGUGACGGAAAAGGCCUCGGUGUACUGUGUGGCCGCGGUCCUGUGGAUGGCAGCCAAGUUCAGCGUCCCCCAAGACCACAAGCUGGCCCUGCCACGCCGGCUCAAAACCCUCCUCCUGCACAUGGCCAGACGCAGUGCCCAGGAGCGGCCGUCCGCAGCCGAGGCUGUCAAGAUAUGCAGCAGUUACCUCCUUCAGCGCGGCAUGGACAGCAGGAAGAUCUUAGCCCACCUGAGGGCGUCCACCUGUAAGGUUUACCAAGAGGAAGAGACCAUCAGCCUCCAAAACGCUUUCUCGGUGGUUGAACUAGACCCCAGCGCAGCGCCUACUCCCGCGUCCAGCUCAGGCUUUGUGCAGGUCAGCGGGGACACCAGGCUUGUGGCCAUGCAGGGGACCAUGCCCAGCCAACCCUCCUGCUGCGAGGGGGCCUUGGAGCUGCCAGCUGCGUUCACCUCUGCAGCCACGCACCUGAAACCCAUCGUCCUCGCCCCAGCGUCUGCUGCAGCCAGGGACAUGCUUGCCCUGUCCUCAGGGACAGCCGAGAUGCCACAGGAGAGGAGAGGCUGGCUGGACGGGGACGUCAGUGGGAAGAAGGCCCCUGAGGCCCACGUAGUGGCCACCAGCCUGGAGACGCCGGACCAGCCGGCACCUGGGCCCCCACCACAGGGCGCAGCCCCAGAACCCCCCAGAGAGUUGGCGCUGAGAGAUUCGGCCCAGGGGUGCCCCUGCCCCUCAGCUCCCGCCUCAUCGGCGACACCCCAGUCUUCUGCCCCAGCCCCGUCCCUGCAGGCACCGGGGCCACCCCAGGGGCAGGGGCCGGAGGAGCCGGUCCCACCUGGGGCCUCCUCUGGAGGCCCCGGGCCCCGCCCCCCAGGGCCCACCGCAGCCCACCAUGGCCUGCGGCACCCGGCCAAGCCACCCAGGAGCAAGGCCACCGAGGGCCCCUCCCUGGCCGGGGGGAGUGCCAGCAGCCCCAGGAGCCCCCCUGUCAGGGAGCGGGAUGACCGGGCCCCAGACAGUCAUGCAGAGCGGCCCCGGCCAGCAGACCGCAAGCUGUGUCCGUCCAGUGUGGAUGCCUCGCCGCUCCCAGAGACGACGGCCUGCCCGUCGCUGCAGGAGGCCACGCGCCUCAUCCAGGAGGAGUUUGCCUUCGAUGGCUACCUGGAGAACGGGCUGGAGGCUCUGAUCAUGGGGGAAUAUAUCUACGCCCUGAAAGACCUCACCUACGCCACGUUCUGUGGGGCCAUAUCGGAGAAGUUUUGUGACCUCUACUGGGGGGAGAAGCUGCUGCAGAAUCUUUUCAAAGUGGUGAACGAGAGGGCAUCGCCCUCCAAAAACGCUUCAGAGGAGGCUGGGUCCCGGCCCGAGCCCGGCGCACCAACUGGCGGCUCACCAUCCAGCAAACGGCCCUCGCUGCUUGGAGGAGGGCGGGAGAAGCCGGCCGCUCACAGCAGAGCACCUGGCCCGGGCCCUGUGCUGUCCGGCGUGGACCCCGACGAGCUCUCCGAGGGAAACUUGGAGGUGGGGUUUCGGCCUCAGAAGUUGGAAAAAGCGGAGAGGGAGCCGCAGCCUGAGGCAGAAGAGGACGGGCAGCAGGCAGGAGGCCCCGAGCCAGCCAGGAGGGCCCCGGGCUCGGAGGGAGUGGCGCGGCUGGCCAGGCUUGAGGAGGGCGGCCCCGCCUCCACCCCCGGCCCCGCCGAGUUCCAGACCUGCAGCCCGGGCUGGAGCAGCGCCUUCUACGAGGCCGACUGCUUUGGUGCCGAUGUCCACGGCUACGUGGAAGAGCUGGGGCUGUGCACGGCCGCCGGGGCCCCCGACACCCCAAGUCCGGAGCUGGAGCAGCAGCUCAUGAUGGAGAAGAGGAACUACCGGAAGACGCUGAAGUUCUACCAGAAGCUCCUGCAGAAGGAGAAACGGAGCAAAGGCUCUGAGGUCAAGACGAUGCUGUCCAAACUGAAGGGGCAGCUGGAGGAAAUGAAGUCCAAGGUGCAGUUCCUCGGGCUCGUCAAGAAGUACCUACAGGUCACGUACGCAGAGCAGUGGGGCCUGGAGCCCUGCACGCUGCCGCUGGCCGUGAACGUCGCAUCUGCCCGCUGCGACGCGCUGGACUUCAGCCCCCUGGACGAAUCCUCUUCUCUCAUCUUCUACAACGUCAGCAAGCACCCGCGCAGCAGCCGCCAGGGGAAGGCCCGCGCCCUGCAGGCCGGCACUCCGCUGGGGCUCAUGGCGUACCUCUACUCCAGCGGCGCCUUCCUGGAGGGCUACGUGCAGCAGUUUCUGUACACCUUCCGCUACUUCUGCACGCCGCAGGACUUCCUGCACUUCCUGCUCGACCGCAUCAGCAGCGCCCUGGCCAGAGCCCAGCAAGACCCCACCUCGACCUUCACCAAGAUCUACAAGAGGAGCUUCUGCCUCCUGCAGGCCUGGGUGGGCGACUGCUACGCCGUGGACUUCAAGAGGAACGCCAGGCUGCUGAGGAGGCUCGAGGACUUCAUCUCCGCCCAGAUCCUGCCCCUGGACGGCUCCGCGGAGCACCUGCUGGGCCUCCUGGAAGUGAGCGCAGACCGGUGGGCCGAGGGCGCCCCGCGCGGCACAGGCCUGGAGGACCCCAAGGAGGCCGAGGAGGACGUCAGACCCCUCAACGCCCUCUGUAAGAGGUUCUCGGAAGACGGCAUCUCCCGCAAGAGCUUCCCCUGGAGGCUGUCACGGGGCAAUGGGUUGGCACUGCCACACCACAAGGAGCACCAGUACAGCAUUGCGUCCGCCCUGCCCAAGCCCUGUUUCUUCGAGGACUUGUGCGGCCCCUACACCAAGGCCAGCGCCAAGGGGCCCUACUUCCUGACCGAGUACAGCACCCACCAGCUCUUCAUCCAGCUCACGCUGCUGCAGCAGGAGUUGUUUCAAAAGUGCCAUCCCGUCCAUUUCCUAAACUCACGGGCCCUGGGUGUCACGGACAAAAGUGCGGCCAUCCCCAAACCCAGCUCCGAGUCUCUGUCGGCCAAAACCUGCAGCUUAUUUCUGCCCAAUUAUGUCCAGGACAAGUACCUGUUACACCUUUUAAGAAAUGCAGACGACGUCAGCACCUGGGUGGCCGCUGAGAUUGUGACCAGCCACACCUCUAAGCUGCAGGUGACUCUGCUGUCCAAAUUUUUGCUGAUUGCGAAAUUGUGCUAUGAGCACAGAAACUUUGCGACAGCUAUGCAGAUCCUGGGUGGCCUGGAGCACAUCACCGUGAGGCAGUCCCCCGCCUGGAGAAUCUUACCCGCAAAGGUAGCAGAGGUCAUGGAGGAGCUUAAAGCCGUGGAGGUCUUCCUGAAGAGUGACAGCCUGUGUCUCAUGGAAGGGCGGCGCUUCCGGGCCCAGCCCACCCUGCCGGCAGCCCGUCUCCUGGCCAUGCACAUCCAGCAGCUGGAGACCGGGGGCUUCACAAUGACCAAUGGGGCGCACAGGUGGAGCAAGCUCAGAAACAUAGCCAAGGUGGCAAGCCAGGUGCACGCGUUCCAGGAGAACCCCUACACCUUCGCCGCCGACCCCAAGCUGCAGUCGUGUCUCAAACAGAGGAUCGCGUGUUUCAGCGGGGCCGACGUCUCCAUCCUGGCGGCAGACAGCAGGACCAGCCUCCACCAGGCAGCCAGCGAGAAGCACUCUCGGAAGAUCCAGGAGAAGUUACGCAGAAUGAAAGCCACCUUCCAGUGACGGAGGACGUGGUGUGGGCGUGGGGUCCACAGCCAGACCCGCGCGACACAAAGGAGCCGCCUGCCCGCUGCCCAGACAGGGCACCAGGAACCCCAACCCCAGAGGACGGGCGCCAGUGGAGGUUGGGGUGUUUCUGCGAGAAUAUUUACAAAUUAAAUCUUAACAUUCAAGUGAAAAUAGAGUAAGCUAGCUCAGCAGGACCUGCACACCGUUCACACAUCUGGGAGAGGGGGCUCUGCCACCGCCCCAGUGACCCAGCCCACCCCGCAGACCCACCCACAGAUGUUCAGUUGCUUUCUGAGCACUUUUCAUGGGUCUGGCCUCUGUCUUCCCAGACACAAAGGACCAAGACUGACCUCUGACCCCCAUGCCAACUGCAGAUUCCCAAGGGUUCUGACCCCUUCCACUGGGGCCCCUGAGGCUUCCUGUCGGCCAAGCCCCAACCUGGUUUACAUUCCCUCCCCCACUACCCCCACCCGUCCUGAUGACCUGGCUCACGGAACCCCAGCCCCACAGAGGUGCCAGAGCCGUCCCACCUUCGGGCCUCCCCCAUCCUUCCCCUCCCCCAUCCCCCCCCAUGGCUCCCAGCCCACCUGCCUUUCCCGUGAGCCGGAUGCUCCACACUGGCAGCCCCCAGGCGCCCGCUCCCCCCUCCCCCCAACUUACAACAGCUCCUGGUGGGGUCUGUGCCGCCUGGCCAGGGCUCUGCUUCCCAGCAGAGCACACAGGACACAGCAGCUCCAAGGCAGAGAGGUGGCCUCAGGCCCUGAGAGCGUCCCUCUGCCUGUGGGGUGCCCUCAGGGCCCCAGGGCUGUGGCCACUGCCCACCUUUCCUCAGCAGCCAUGCAUGAUUCGCGCGCCCUGUGCCCGGGCUCCCACGCCCCACUCUCACUAGCGCUCUGUCAGCACCGACGUGGAAAUGAAGUUUGCUGCCUCGAUAGUGGCCAGCUCUUGCACACGGCUGGUGCUGAGUGCUGCCCAGUGGGUGGGGGACGCCCUCGGACAGGGGCCUCUCCCCACAGCGUGAGGCCAGGCCCCAGCACCAUCCCCAGCGCCAAUGUGGUCAGUUGCAAAUCACUGCAAGACCCAUAAUCACUCUUUUGAGCUUUAGAAUUACUGAUUUAGGGCAACCGGUUAGCGGUACUUCUAGGAAAACUGCUACUUGUGAUACAAGGCUGCACUUCCAAUGUCAACGUGUUUCCCACAACCCGUCUGAGACACCCAGGUCCUGCUCGAAAAGGCAGUCCUGGCCGUGCAAAUUGUGCUUCGUGUUUUUUUAGGCUUUUAUAUGAGAAUUACGUUCUGCCAAUGAACUCCCGUCUUCAGAUUUUGAAUUUAAUAAAGACAGUGUCACAAAGCCUGAAGCGGACUUAAUGUCCAGCACAAACACACAUUCCACUUGUGACAAGUUGUUUGGGGAAGUGACUGGCUCUGGGCUUAAGCACGACUGAUUGCAUGGCGCCCUUGUGUCACAUGGUACAAAUUUCUAAAUAAAAUCAUUUCUACCAA